Seminavis robusta is the source of this 831-nucleotide messenger RNA. NCBI's taxonomy places the organism in Eukaryota, Bacillariophyta, Bacillariophyceae, Naviculales, Naviculaceae. The record is from the annotation of a GenBank genome assembly.
AUGAACCAUCCAAGCCCGACGACGAGGACGAGGAGUUUGCUUGUCUACGAGGAUGAUCUUGAACUCUUGAGCGAGGCUGACAUGCUUGAAAAAGCCUUGGAAGAACUCAAUGUCGAAAGCGUCAUGGAUGAAGAAGUUUACCAUCGUAUUGCCAUUGCCUUUGUCUAUUUCAACGUCUUGGGCGCGCCUCCUAGAGAGAUGUGGGGAAAGAAUAGAGGGAACAUGGCAAAGAUCAAGGAUAUCCUCAAUAUUCCAUCCGUUACCAAGAUUGACUACGUCUUGGAGGAUCUCGUUGAAUGCAAAGCCAAGAAACGUCGAUACACUGGCAAGCGUCAAGCCUCAGGUCAAACCCGUCCACCCAAGAUUCCGAAUGGUUCCCGGGAAGCCCAGAUCGUUACGAAUCAUCUGGAGGCUGGCUUCAGCAUUCGACAAGCCACGUUGCAAGUCAAUGACCACCGCCGGGAGAACGAUCAAGAGGAAGUUUUCAUUUCUGCUGAGGACGAGUUGACAGAUGAAGCCAAUGCAUUCAUGGACUCGCAAGGCAAGGAUGGCAAUCGUCCUGAAUGGUUCUUGGCGGAUAAGUUGACCAAGAUUGACCUUACUAAGGUCGUUUUCUGGGAUGAGACUCACCGCAAGUGUGUCAUUGGGCAAGGGGCUUCGCAAGCUGGUCGCAAGUUCCAUUUGAAGUUCCGCCGCGAUGCAAAUGGAAAGCUCAACCCCGGCAUGGUUGGAGGAAAAGGGCUAUCUCAAGCAUUGGAUCUUGCCGGAGUGUGGUCUCAACACUCACACUCCCAAGCACAAGCGGUACUAUUCCCAAGCACCAGUGGGUAA